Prorocentrum cordatum is the source of this 2733-nucleotide messenger RNA. Lineage: Eukaryota; Dinophyceae; Prorocentrales; Prorocentraceae. The record is from the annotation of a GenBank genome assembly.
GACUGCGUCUGCCAGUGUGGACACACAGUCCAGCAGUGGGCGCCUUGGAACUCCGUGGCCAGGCACAAGAACGAUACCUCCAGCACCAAUGAGAAGAAGCUGCGCGACCUCCUCAAGGCUGAUCUUCCCCCUGCCGUGGCAACUGCGAUCCAGACGGAGCUGCAGCAGGCGAAGAAGCCGCCGCCCACGGACGCUUGGGAGGCGGCGCAGAAGGCCAAGCAGGAGUUACGCAAGACCGAGCAGGCCACUCAGAAGGCGGCGAUGGGAGUGCUUCGGGCCCGCGCCGACCUCGAGACGGCCUCAGAAGUGCACGCGUCCAAGGUGGAGCAGCAGGCGAUGGCGGAGCUCGCCUACCAGAAGGCGCUCUCCACGCUACAGACGGAGCAGGCACGCGAAGCACCUCAGCGGAACAAGCUCAUCAUCGACUACGACAUUUUCGAGACCGCAGACCCUGCGGACAUGGACGAGAACGAGCGCAAGACUUUCAUGGAGUACAAGAAGGAGUUCGACACCGCCAGGCCACAGCUCGAGUCGGCGGUGCAGAAGCUCCAGAACCUCAUGGAGUCCAUCAAGCGCUUCGACCAGGAGCGCGUCGCCAAGAGGAGGCGCCAGGAGGGAGGCGAUGAGGCGCCAUCGGUCGAGGCAGGCCGCGGCGGCGGCGCUGGCGCCCCACCUGCCAUGCCUGCGACCCCAGGGGCUGGUUCCGCCCCAGCGCCCGUGCCCCCUCAGCCCCCGCUGGACGGCGAGUGGCUCAAGUCGCUCUCCGAAGACUCGCUACGCCAGGCUGCCGAGACCUCCAAGACCAAGGCCCAGCUGUUCUUCUCGAACAUCACUGAAUGGGGCCCUCAGGCUGAGCGGUGGGUGGCGUCCACUGGCAAGCGCUAUCAGCUACUGGCCUUGGUCGAGACACAUAUCUCGCAGGCCAAACAGCAGCAUGAGUUUCUUAAGAUCGACAAGGAUGAUUGGAGAUCCUCCACAUGCUACGCAAUGCCGACGGGUCGAUCUGCAGAGGGCACGACGGGCGGAGAGAUGGUUCUAGUUCGCAAGUCGGUGGCUGCUUCCACCUUUGACGCUAUGAGACACCAGAGCCGCCAGUUGUAUGCAGUUGAUCCGUGUCAUGGUUUCGCCCCGAUGACGUGGCAUCGCAAGACAGGCAAUCUAGUCGUGACAGCCUUUUAUAUCGAACCGCACCACUCGAUUACGGGCCCAGUUCAUGAGCGGAUGGUUGCACUCACCGCUUUCUUGGACAUGCUGGCGGACCCGUGGAUUGUCUUAGCAGAUUGGAAUAUGUCACCGUGUCAACUGGCUGACAGCGGCUACCCUGAGGAGUGGGGUGGCUCCAUUCUGGUGGCCCCUGGUUCUGCAACGUGUGAUAAAGGCUCGGGCUCGACCAUUGACUACGCGGCGGUGAAGCGCGGCUGGGAGAUGUCCGCGGUCAUUCGCCAGGCGGACCCCAACAGUAAGACAUCAUUGAGGAAGAAGGCAGCGCUAGACAAGAGGCGCAACCAGUUGCCUGACACGCUGCAGGAGGUGUUUGAUGAGCUCACCCAGUCACAGGAGGAUGCAGCUGCGCCUCCAGUCUUGGUUGCAGCGGAUGUUGACUAUGUGGACGGCGUCGAUUUUGCCAUUCCUCUGGAUCUCUGGAGGCGGCGUCAGGACGACAUGAGGAGCACGCUGAGCACUCCAGACGAGAAUGGCACGCUGGGCACCUACGAAACGCAGGGGGCCCCAGAGAAGGCAGGCUCGCAGCGCCCGCCAGGGAAGACUCGCCUACUGGAGGGGGCCCAAUCUGUCUAUUGUGGGACGGUCGAGGAGAUGGAUGGCAUGCCAUUAAGGGGGGCGGGGGGCCCAAGAGCCCAUACGGGUGGCCACGGGCCUCAAAUCGUGGGAGCGUGCUCGCCCCCCUCGGAGCUGCUCGACAACGUCGGGACUGGUGCGGAUGGAGUUGUUACAGAUACUGCCAUACACGCGACGGGCCCCUCGAGAGACAAGUGGAGCACUCUCGACGUGAAUGACGCGCUGAACACCUACGACACGGCUGGCCCCCCAGAGAAGGCAGGCUCGCAGCACCCGCCAGGGAGGGACCCUGAGGCGACCACGCUUGUUUCGACCCACUAUGCCAAGUGGAUGUCGACCUUCGAGGCAACGGUUUUGAGUCACCAUGCGGUCCCUGUAGCGAAGCAAGCCGCCUACUCUGGUAGAGCAAAUGGGGUUCACUUCCAAUGGAAGAAGACUGCGGCUUGCCCUGGACGUACUCAUAUAAAGCACGAGCCUGCAGAAUGGUGGGCCAUUACCUUGACAUUGGUUAAGAAGAUUAUCGCGCUGUGCAAGCAUCAGAAGCAUGAGAACCUCAUGAGGUCCAACCUCACCCUAUUGCAGCUGAGGGUCACGGACUUCCACGGGAAGAGAGACUUACUGCUGCCGAAGGUCGAGGAGGAUGAGGUAUUCAGGUGGUCUGAGCUGGUACGCACCAUCACGAUCCUGGAUGACGAGGAACGAUCUGAACUCAUAUGCCGCACUGAGGCUUGGUCUGGCCGCGCUGCCGCUCAUGCCGCGUACCAGUCCAAGAAGAGGUACUCGGGUUGGCUCGCCGACAUGUGGAAGGCGAAGCCUGGAGUCCUGCAUCGACAGGUCAAGACGCAGGAGCAACAGAGGCUCGAUAUCUACAUCAGUGGCGCGACGGUUACCAACCCGAACCUGAUCAUGGAUGCGAAGCGGCAGGAGUGGGAGAAG